AUGACAACGAUGUCUGUGGGAACACGCCGACAUCGACCAAAACUAGUCACACCAUCGAAUACAUCAUUUUCCAAUUGUGUACAAGAUCGUUUAUUUGUAAAACAACCACCACCUCUUCAGUCGUUUCAACCCAUUGUCUAUUUGGAUGAAAAUGGGAAGAAGCAUGUACGCGUUAAUGAUCCGUUAGUAAAAAGUAAAAUUUCUUCGGAUCGACGAUUACAACAACGAAAAAACAUGUCGCCUGUUUUAUCACGUUCAUUUGAUCAAAAAUCAUCUGUGUACGGUGUGAGAAAUCCGAAUAUUGUUGCACUUGUAGCUGAUAUUGAUUUGAAUAAGGAAGACGAAGAUAAUGAGCAGCUAUCGGAUGAUAAUGAAAAUAAUGAUAAAUUGAAAAUUGUUGAAAUUAAGCAUUCAAUUAAUCGAAAUGGUACCAAAUUAAAGCGAACAACUUCCGUUACAGGAAAAGAAAAUGAGACCAAUAUGACGCCAAGAUUAGAAAAUCAAUUUAGAAAAAGUCAAAUGUCAUCAGCAAUGUAUGAGCGAGAUGGAAGUGGAAUUGUCGAAGGUGACGAUGAUGAUGAUGAUGAUGAUGACGAUGAUGACGAUGAUGACGAUGAUGAUGAUGAGGAUGACUUUAAUCAGUCACCUAAACCAAGACAUACCAAACGUCAUUCUUCAACUAAUAAUAAACAUGAUCGAUCAUCCAGAAAAACAUUGGUUUUUUCUGAUACACCACUUAGCAGUAACAACAAUGAUGGUGAUGGUAUACCGACAAAUUCUACACUCGAUUAUAGAAUGUCGCAAGAUUUGUAUAAUGUUCCAUCUAGUAACGAAGAUCUAUACGAUAAAAAAGAUGAAGAAAUUAGAAUAAAAUCCACAGAACUCGAUGACGAUGAGACCUCGUCACAUUCACCACAACGCCAACAUGGAAAAACAGAAUCAAAAGUACCAGCACACCAUAAAGACAACAUUACUUCUGAACAGCAGUCAAUGAAUAAUGAAUCUGCAGUCAAAACUCCAGUUGAUGAACAAAGAAAACGACAAUCAUCUAUUGCCAAAUCACAUGAAAGCGCAAUGUCGCCUAGUUCACCAAAUGUACCUGUGGAAGAAGAAGAAGAAGGAGAAGGAGGAAUAGAGGAAGAAAAAGAGAAAGAAGAAGAAUUGAGAAAUCCUACUGAUAACAGCAAUGACCCACAUCUGUCUACGCACAAAUCGACUUCUCGUGCUUCAUCAGCAGAUUCAACUAAUACUUCUGCUCUGCUAAGGAGCAACAGUUCACGUGAUGUAUCGGAUAAUGAUGAAGACGGAAAUGAAACAAAUGAUGUUCAAAUAAAUUUAAGACGAGAAAGCAGUUUUACUGGAGAUCGAAAAUUAUCUAAAAUGGAUGAUCCGAUAAUAUUGCCAGUUAAUAACGAAGACGAAGAUCAGCAAAUUCAACAAUACGGUGAAUACGAUGAGAGUCAAGUACUUAAACUCAAAGAAUCAUUUCAGCCGGUUAUAAAUGAGGCAGCAUCAUAUGGACAUGUUGAAAUUGUGAGAGGACUAUUGCAGCAAGGUCAAAGUGUUCACACACAAAAUUUACUUGGUAGAACUACGUUACAUGAAGCAUGUAAAAGUGGAAAUGUUGAAUUAGUUAAAGAAAUUCUUGAUCAACGAGCAAUUAUUGAACAAAAAGAUCAUAAAGGAAUGACAUGUGUUCACAUUUGUGCUUAUCAUGGAACAACAAACUGUCUCCGUUUACUUCAAGAAUAUGGUGUUAAUUUGAAUGCAUGUGACAGUGAAAAUCGAACAGCUGCACAUUAUGGGGCAAUUCGAAACCAUCUUGAUAUACUCAAAUAUUUAUCUGAAAAACGAGCAUCACUGACAAUGAAAUGUAAUGACAGUUUAAAACAACCUAUUCACUAUGCAGCUCAAUAUGGAUCUCUCGACGCUCUAACAUUUUUAUUGAAACAUUCUGUAAUUAAUCAGUUAGAUGCAAAUCAAAAUACAAUCGCUCACUAUGCUGCUGAAAACAAUAACAUUGAUUGUUUAAAAUUAAUGAAGAAACAACAAAUUAUUCUAAAUGAGAAAAAUAUACUAGGACGUACACCAGCACAUGCGGCUGCUUUUCAAGGCGCUUCACAGGCACUUCAUUGGCUAUUAGAAACAAAAACUUCGAAUAUAAAUGACCAGGAUGAUGAAGGCAAUACUAUGGUACAUUUAUCAGCCAUAAAAGGACAGGCUGAAUGUUUCAAUUGCCUAAUUAAUCAUGGUGCUUCACUUGAUAUCUACAAUUUUGAACGUCGUGAAAUGCCAGUGGAUAUUGCAAAACGAUACGGAAAAGCAGUGAUCAUAAGUAAAGCAGGAAAAAAUGAAAUUCGUUGUCAAUAUUGUAUUAAAAAAGAAGAACGUCUAAAAUAUGAAAAAGCACAUGAACUUAGUUCAGUUGAAAAACAUAUCCAUAAACAAAUUAAAAAUGGAUACAAUCUAAAUAUUCCAAAUAAAACGUAA
This is a messenger RNA of Didymodactylos carnosus, 2490 nucleotides long. The record is from the annotation of a GenBank genome assembly. NCBI's taxonomy places the organism in Eukaryota, Metazoa, Rotifera, Eurotatoria, Philodinida, Philodinidae.